Geodia barretti is the source of this 2487-nucleotide messenger RNA. The record is from the annotation of a GenBank genome assembly. NCBI's taxonomy places the organism in Eukaryota, Metazoa, Porifera, Demospongiae, Tetractinellida, Geodiidae.
AUCUUGUAAUUUCGUCGCCGUAUAAAAGUCCGCUCGAGUUUGGGCGGCGUGGUUGGCUUUCUUUUUUCCCACUCGUUGCCGGGGGGAAGACAUUUGAAAACGUUCACCGCUUUCGGACUCACCCAACAAACGAGCUGGUGUCGGUGGAAGAUGCCGUCUGGCAAAGGAGUUACGAUCAGCGUUACGGCCGAGACGGACGCGGGAAAGAGACGCCACAUGGAAGAUUACCUGGACGUCCGCCUGGCGCCAAGCAACGAGGCUCUACGGAACACGCCCGGACUGAAGGAGCAAGCCUUCGUAGGUGUCUUCGACGGUCAUGGCGGGAAAGAGGCGGCCCUGUACGCCCGCGAGCGGCUGUGGGACUUGAUCCAGGAGCAGAGCAAGUUCCGCACCACAGACAGACAGAAGGUGGCGGAGGCGAUCAAAGACGCUUAUUUGGGCCUGCACAGGGAGAUGGAACCCAUGAGACCGAGGUGGAAACCGAAUAAACUGGGCGACCAGAGCACCGCGGGGACCACCGCCUGUACCGUCAUAUUCCGCCAAGACCACUUCUACGUUGCCAACGUCGGUGACUCGGGUGCAGUUCUAGCCACAGUCAAUCAAAGAGCUGGAGAAGAGGGGCAACCUCCCGUGAUUGCCACCAUGUUGAGUAAAGACCACAAGCCAGAGGACCCAGUGGAGACAAAGAGAGUAGAAAGCCUAGGUGGACAGGUGAAGAUCAGCAGAAAAGGGGUGCCAAGGGUGGUGUGGGAGCGAAAGAAAACGAGUGACGACCCAGACAAGCCACCUACAGUGGACCUCAUCCCAUUCCUGAGUGUGUCUCGAUCUCUCGGCGACUUCUGGUCCUGGUGCGAGCGAACGCAGAAGUUCGUCGUCUCCCCACAUCCGGAUGUCGACAUACAUCCUCUCGACCCAACCUGCCAGAAAUUCCUCGUCCUAGCAUCUGAUGGGUUGUGGAAUGUCAUGAGUCCCCAGGACGCCGUCAACUUCAUCUGGGAGUACAAGACGACACCUGCUGACGAGAAGGACGAAAAAGUCAGCGCGUCUCGUGACGUGGUUCGUGCUCUCAUCGACGAAGCUCUCUACCGAUGGCGCAAGAAGGGAAUGUUUGCAGACAACAUCUCCGUGGUAAUUGCAUUCCUGACUCAGGAAGGUACUGAGGAUAGAGCGCUCCAGUCUCUUCUUCGGUGUCAAGACAGCAAAGCCAAGACGAGGCCUGAGAGGGAAGAAGAAUCGCAGCAAAGGGUAGAGGAGAGGUUACCAUUCAAGAGGUCGAGGGAGGAGACAGAGGGAGAGACGAUAUCCCUGACGCGGCCUCCUCUACAAAAGAAGAGCCGGCAGGAGAGGGACUCGGGGUGCGAGAGUGACAGCGGGUCGCCCGUGGCAGAGAGUGAAGGAUCCCUCAUCCCUGAGGGGCCCAGCAGUGGAACCUCCCCCCAGACAGUGGAGCCCUGCUCCAGCUCCCCAAUCCUCGUUUCUUCUCCUCCUCUGCCAGCUUGUGAGAGCACCCCUCCAGGCCUCGACUAAUUAUACAGCUGAAGCCACCUCUCUGUCUUGUGGCUCAAAUUCCCCUAAGAUUGCUGUCACUGUGACAAUAGCUCCACUGUCUUUUUCCACCUCACCUUGCAAAUCUUGUUCUCUUUUGUUAAGUCUUUACAGUGUAACAUUUCACAUAACUGAAGCACCAUUGGGUUUUGUAAAUAUUUUGUACAGAGAUUUUUUUAACAAACAUCGGCAAAAAUUUUCAUCUACAUAAACAACAAGUUGUUUGAAAAUUAAUAAGCCCAGCAGUAAUAAUACGUUACGCAAAGUGGUAAAAACCUAAAACUAAGCCCUGUAUCUGAAUAUCUAGUGUGGUGGGCGAUAAAUAGAGUAAAGGCAGUCGUUGCCGUAGGUACAGGGCAUCGGGAGGCGUGGCUGCUGCAUUCAAUGAGGUAAUAACUAGGAGAGGUCAGGUAAUAACAUUAGCUAGUAGUGGUUGCAGGAUGGAGGUGUGGCAAUGAUUAGUCUGUUUUGGUCUUCACAGUUCCUGAGCAGGGGAGGAGGAAGAGGGUCAUUCACAGCAUAUAGAUAAGAUAGCAAGUAGGAGAGUAAAGUGAAGGCAACAACCCAGGACAAAUCUUUUGUAUACAGUGGAAACUGUAUCCAGGCAUUGUUUCUGAGAACAGAUUCGAUACUUGUGCCUCAAUUAGAUAGGUUCAGCAGGUAUAGAGCCUAUGGUUCAGCUAGGCCAUCAAUGACAAUAGGUCCAACAGGAAGGAGAGCCAGUCUUACCUAGCGAGCGAGAGAAGUACUUGAGGAGUUCGUCGAGGAAGAUGACAGGUACCGAGAAACACAGCACUGCAAACCACUCAGUGAGGUUGAGGGGCGUUAUUUGGAACACCCCCUGCUGGGACGGAGAGAGUUCCUUGUUCAGUUCGCUGCUCGUAGAUGGACUCCAGCUGCCACGCCCACUUUACCACUCCCCACACACUGCUUUACAAGCCU